This is a messenger RNA of Botrytis cinerea B05.10, 1046 nucleotides long. RefSeq lists its product as hypothetical. Lineage: Eukaryota; Fungi; Ascomycota; Leotiomycetes; Helotiales; Sclerotiniaceae. The coding region runs from base 85 to 834 and encodes 249 amino acids. Gene Ontology annotation, biological process: maturation of LSU-rRNA from tricistronic rRNA transcript (SSU-rRNA, 5.8S rRNA, LSU-rRNA). Gene Ontology annotation, cellular component: cytosolic large ribosomal subunit. Gene Ontology annotation, molecular function: RNA binding; structural constituent of ribosome. The record is from RefSeq and is a predicted model, not a curated record. The transcript has 3 exons.
GUUUUGCAAUAAAGUUUUCGCAUUCACAGUCGAUUUGUUUUUUCCUUUCGAUACGACAACCUCGAAAAUCGACAAUCCGCCACGAUGUCUGCCACAACCACCCCAACUGCCCAGCAGGUUCUCAUCCCUGAGACUCUCUUGAAGAAGCGCAAGAGUCAAGCCAAGGAGAGAGAGGCAAAGGCCGCUGAGACCGAGAAGGUCAAGAAGGCCAACAAGGAGAAGCGUGGUGUCAUCUUCAAGCGUGCUGAGAAGUACGUCAAGGAGUACCGUGAUGAGGAGCGUGAGAAGAUCCGUCUUGCUCGUGUCGCCAAGCAAUCUGGUUCUUUCUACAUCCCAGCUGAGCCCAAGUUGGUCUUCGUUAUCCGUAUCAAGGGUAUCAACAAGAUCGCACCAAAGCCCCGCAAGAUCCUCCAGCUCCUCCGUCUUCUUCAAAUCAACAACGGUGUCUUCGUUCGCAUGACCAAGGCUACCCUCGAGAUGCUUAAGGUCGUUGAGCCAUGGAUCGCCUAUGGUUACCCCAACCUCAAGACCGUCCGUGAGCUCGUCUACAAGCGUGGUUACGGAAAGGUCGACAAGCAACGUAUUGCUCUUACCGACAACUCCAUCAUCGAGACCAGCCUCGGCAAGUACGGUAUCGUCUGUAUGGAAGAUUUGAUCCACGAGAUCUUCACCGUCGGCCCCAACUUCAAGCAAGCUGCCAACUUCCUCUGGCCAUUCAAGCUCAGCAACCCAACUGGUGGUUUCCGCCCAAGAAAGUUCAACCACUACGUUCUUGGUGGUGACCUCGGUAACCGUGAGGACAAGAUCAACGCUUUGGUCAGACAAAUGAACUAAAGUUGGUGAUGGGACGGGAUGUUUUUCUUUGGCUUAGCGUUUACUGGCAUGUAUGGCGUAUAAGAAACCAAAAGAAUGAUACACUUCUAUGAAAUAAUUGAUACCAUUUUGAUUUUAUUGCGAAAUAACUUAUACUUCUUACUGUGUCUGUGCUGUUGUAUUUCAUGCGUACCUCAUCACCAUCAUCACCAGUCUCCAUGAAUUGUAAAGCA